Prunus armeniaca (apricot) is the source of this 402-nucleotide messenger RNA. The record is from the annotation of a GenBank genome assembly. Lineage: Eukaryota; Viridiplantae; Streptophyta; Magnoliopsida; Rosales; Rosaceae.
AUGGCAUUAAAGGAUUUUUGUUCUUGGCGGAUGCAUCUGGCUGUUAAAUUCUUUCUUGAGCGAAUAGUGGAUAAUUUGUGGAAGAAUUUCACAGAACAGACCAUUCUGAUUUUUGGUUCACUAGCUCUCUUUCUUGUUAUAUUUUGGGGAAAUAUUGAGAUGGUUUGUGCUAAUAGGGGUUGGAUCUUACAGUGGGAAGUGGAUGCCACAUUUGAGCAUGACAACAUGCGAACAUAUGGAAUGGACAAUUUGUUCUCUGAGCUAGCAAAUGCCAUUCCAAGAAUUGAUGAAGCCAUGAGCUUUGCAGAGAUGCUAAGGCUAAAUUCAGUAAACAAAUUGAAGAAACAUAGAGGAUUUGGAGCUGCGGUGUCAUGGGUUGAUGCGCCUGGGAUAAUAACUUAG